AUGAGUACGCUCAACAUCGUCGGCCGUUCCUUCGGUUAUAUUGACCCUGACUUCCCCAAUCCCAAUGGACAAAAUGACACCAGCAUCAUAAUCUAUGGCUACACGCCCUCCAUCGGGCUGGCGGCCUUUGCUGCAGCAUGGUUCUUCAUUCAUCUGAUCGGACAUACCGCGCAAACUCUUACAAGUCGCAGCUGGUGGUGGAUGACAUUCUCGACUGGCUUAAUCUUCGAGAUCAUUGGAUACAUUGCGCGAUCUCUAUCAGCCGAAAGGGACCCAUACAACCUGAUUUACUUUGUCCUGCAAUAUUUCUUCAUCGUCACUGCCCCUGUCUUCCUCGCUGCGGGUAUCUACACGAUUCUUUCGGCGCUGAUCUCCCGACUAGGGAACCGAUACUCUUUCCUUAAGCCAAAGGUCAUCUUGGGAUUCUUUAUUACUUCAGAUGCGGUCUCCACGAUCGUCCAGAUCGCAGGCGCCUGCCUGGUCGGCGUCAAAGAGUCUCGCCGAGAGGACCCGACAACAGCGAACCACAUUCUGCUGGCAGGUCUAGCUUAUCAGGUCUUUGCAAUGAGUAUUUUUGUCAUCUUGAUGGCCACAUUCCAGUUUCGAGCUCGACGUGCCAUCAAGGAGCACGGCUAUCGACUCUUCUGCUUGGCGUUCUCUGUCGCGACCAUCAUGGUCUAUUUGAGAACUAUCUUCCGUCUCGCAGAGACGGCCGAGGGUCUAGGUGGGAAGUUGUCGACCAAUGAGAUAUUUUUUGCGUGUCUUGAGUUCGCGCCUAUCGCGCUCGUGAUCCUUUUGCUGGGUAUUUUCCAUCCAGGUCGUUGUCUUGGGGGCAAGGUGCGUGUUAGGGACGAGAAGGUACACAUGCAUGGUGACUUGAACACUUCUGCUGCUCAGCUUCAUGUAUAG
Molecule: messenger RNA, 909 nt
Organism: Penicillium maclennaniae
Lineage: Eukaryota; Fungi; Ascomycota; Eurotiomycetes; Eurotiales; Aspergillaceae
Product: RTA1 domain-containing protein
Exons: 2
Coding region: 1-909 (302 amino acids)
Cellular component (GO): membrane
Source: RefSeq, a predicted model, not a curated record